This is a messenger RNA of Glarea lozoyensis ATCC 20868, 2436 nucleotides long. RefSeq lists its product as uncharacterized. Bases 1 to 2436 code for a protein of 811 amino acids. Gene Ontology annotation, biological process: meiotic joint molecule formation; meiotic DNA recombinase assembly involved in reciprocal meiotic recombination; double-strand break repair via homologous recombination. Lineage: Eukaryota; Fungi; Ascomycota; Leotiomycetes; Helotiales; Helotiaceae. The record is from RefSeq and is a predicted model, not a curated record. Gene Ontology annotation, cellular component: Swi5-Swi2 complex; Swi5-Sfr1 complex. The transcript is spliced from 2 exons.
AUGGAUAAUUCAACGUCUAAUUACCCACCGCCGCCACCACCCUCGACCCCUCCUCUAGCUCCCAAUAUGUCGUUCAUCAGUGGAACUACAAUUGAAAAUACGCCACCGGGACUCCCGCAACCGCAAUUGACGAGUUCUAUGUUUAUUGAUCCGGCUUUGAAGGAAUCGAGUAAUGCGACGGGGGUUGAUGCUAGUAAUGUUGACACGGGAAGUGAGGGUGUUGAAGCUGGCGGUGUUGUUGGUUACGUGCCUUCCAGUCCGCCUGAACGACCAUUUCUGGAGGUCGGCUUGGAAGACACUACGGUCAUUGAUGGGUCUAGUCCACAAGCCGUGGGAGAAAGAGAUGUGGGAGUUGAUGUCAGUAUGUGUGAGAGCAGAAUUGACGAGAGGGAGUUGCCUGCGUUGAGGAGCGCGGAUUCGAUACUCAGAAAGGACUUUGAUAUGUCGUUUCAAAGAGAUUCCGCUGAACUUCACGCGCAUGGUGGAGGGGAUACGACCGAAGAUGAUAUACCGCCAGAAUCCGAGGAUAAUGAAACUCAAGAAACGCUCGACGUGGGCUCCUCUCUUAUCAGGGAGAACGAGGACUUAUCCAUGAUCAUACUUGGGUAUGAGCAGAAUCCCUCGGUUGUUGAGGUGGUGCUGUCUUCGGAUGUUGGGUCUGAGCCGGAGGAGAAGAAGAAUAGCGAUUCUUCUGAGGUGAGGAGGAAUGAGGAGUUUUCGAAGAUUGAUGUUGAUCAUCAGCAUGACCGACCAGAGGCAUCGAUGCUGCCUACUUCAGAUGCAGACCCGAAGUCGGAGAACAAGAGAUCCGAUCCUGCCUCUUUAGUUGACGGAGAAAGAGGGAGUCUUGGAGACGCGUUACCGGAUGAUUGUUGGGCUGCUGGUGGAGACGAGGAAGAGCCAGACACUCAGCCAUUGCCCACUUCCUUUAAGGAAGACGAAUCCGUAACAUCUGAUCUACCGAAACUUGUGGUUGACAACGAUAAUGAACAGAAAUCAUUCAACAGAGUCGAGAUCCCUGACAGUGAAGUCAGCGAAAUCGGUACUGCCCCAGAUACAGAGACAUUAAGCAUUGAGAGCCCGAUAGUUGCGGAAGAUCCGAAGGCUACUAGCGCCAGAGAAAGUUUGGCAUUAGAUAGCAACUCUAUAAGAGCUGAGAGCGUCACUGGUGCUUCUGACACUAAUGACAAUGCGACGUCAAAUGUUAUCAUCGGCUCAGCUCCAUCUGUUGAGAAGGCCGCUAUCUCGCUCGCAGCCGAAGCUGCCUCUCCAAAGGAGAAGUCUCCAUCAAUUUCCGAGGUUGAAUCUGUUCAAGCUGAUAGAUGUGUCAACGCUUCGCUUAAGUCACAGACUGAGGAGAUUCAUGUUUUGGUGAAACAAACACCACUUGGAACCGCACCCAUUGCUGCCUCUCCAGAAGUUCCAGACACCCUAGUUGACAAAUCCAGCGCAUAUCGAGUCGAAGAGACUCACCAGGGGAAAGAAAAAUCUACUGAGAAGGGUGCGGAAGACUUAGAAGUGAAAGAGACAGCUAUUGAAGGGGGUGUUCAUGACAAUACCCACCACGAAGCUUCUACGUCUACUACAGGCUUCGCAAGCCAUGUUGACAAUAUUAAGAACACCAUUGAGCCUUGCGCCAAUGACAAAGGGACCAAAAGAAAAGCGUCAGUAGGCUCGACCAAAGUGAAGGAGAUUCCAGACUCCACUGAAACUGCAUCCUCAUUGAAGCAGUCUUCGGAUAUCGGUAACGGCCGAAGGCUUGAAAACACGCCCUCAAAGACUCAAACCAUCGAAGUUGAUGAUACCGCGAAGGUAGACGCCCCAACAAAAGGAGGUAUUGAAAUACCCGAAAGCCCUGUUGUUCCAGCGCCGUCUUCGUCCUCGAGCAGCUUUCAGCAGCCAAGCACGGUUGCCGAUAUACCUCCCACCGCCCCAGCUUCGCCUGUCGUCACUCGAAAAAGAAGUUCACGGCCGCGUGAAAACAAUAUGGGCACACCAUCGAAAGAAGAUACAACUCGAUUAUCGCCUACUAAAGCUAGCCAGAGCUUCGGCACACCCCCGCCCAAGAAGAAACAGAAGAGUGGCUCGGCGAAUGUUGGUCAGGAUGAGACGAAUGAAGAAGCUGAGGAGAACGAUGUGGUCAAAAGCAAGGAUGACAUUCUUAUGGAUGAAUUGAAAGCUAUAAAAGUCGCUUCUAUACAAGCUCGGAAUUCAAGCCUUGAAACAGAGAUUGCGAAAGUGAGAGCGCAGCUUGAAAAGGUUACUGCGGAGCUAGAACAACCAGCUGCUGAGACUGUGAAAACACACAUCCAUCUGCUUCAUCAAUACAAUGAUAUUCGUGAUAUUGGACAGGGUCUUAUUGGCAUGAUUGCCGAUAAUAGAGGUGUCAGGAUUGGAGAAUUAUAUGAAGAAUUUGGCGUUGGUUUGCAGGAUUAA